AUGUUUGACCUUUCGAUAGGUCUACUGCUUGCCGCAGCUUCCACCACCUUCGCUCAGAAUAUAGGUACUUGGACUUCGCCGAUUCGAUUCCCAAUCGUACCAGUCGCAGCUGCCCCAUUGCCCGGCAGCAAUGGUCAACUCCUCGUAUGGUCGGGUUUCAAUCCAGCCGACUUCGAGUCUGGCAAGGGACGAACACAAACGGCCAUCUACAACCCAGCGACCGGAGCGGUGUCGCGAAGGACCGUCACCAAUACCCGACACGACAUGUCAGUGAUAGCAUUUCCUUCGACUUUUAACGGCAACCUCAUGGUCACAUGA
Fulvia fulva is the source of this 318-nucleotide messenger RNA. RefSeq names its product Galactose oxidase. The record is from RefSeq and is a predicted model, not a curated record. Lineage: Eukaryota; Fungi; Ascomycota; Dothideomycetes; Mycosphaerellales; Mycosphaerellaceae. Bases 1 to 318 code for a protein of 105 amino acids. The transcript is spliced from 2 exons.